UUCCUGUGCGUCCGGACCGGAAGGCGCUGGUGCACGUCUGCACGUUCAAAGAGGAUCCGCGCAGCCGUGAUUGCACCUCCGCGAUGGCUGAGCCGUGUCAUCUUGAAGACACGAUUUACGAAGGAGAGAAGGAGUUUCAGAAGAUUUUAGCUGAAAUUGGAGGAAGAGAAAGGAUACACCUGGUCAGCGACGUUGGCAAAAGUAAAGAGGACGAUGACGCUGGGAUUUUGCAAGAGUUCCUUCGCGACGUUUUUAGUCAAACCAGCUUCCCAAACGGACAACCACAUUCCGCUCAUACAAAUACUCACUGUGACACGGAAAAUGAGAACCUUGCAUCCUGCAAAACAAGACAAGCCACGAAUCUGCCUUUAACCGUGAGACCAAAAGCUGUGACAAACCCAAGUGAAAUAGGGAGAGAAACGCGCAAUGGCAGUCAAAAAAGUGUGUGGAGAAGGGACAUUUAUAGCACAAAAAGAACUAUCGACUCUCCUGUCAUUAUAUUCAUUUUCAGGAAUACUUUUCUGAAGUGUCAUUCAAAUCUGGUGUGCCUAAAAGAGAUCCUCAAAGACGUAAAAGCGCGGACAAAGCGUGCCCAAAAUGCACAGCCUGCUCUCAUUGGAUUAAUACGCACGAGUUUAGAGAGCGCAGAAACCAAGCAGUGCGCGGUGGUCCUUGAGAACAUGAUGCGCUCUGUCUUUCACAGACAUGUUCCAGACUCUAUGUGGAUCGGGAGCUUCGUUCCCAAGAAAGAAGAGGAAAUACUUGAAAUCAAGAAAAACUUCUGUAGAGUCAUCUACUCGUCCAGAACAGCAGAUAAUACAGGGCAUAGAGGGAACUCUCUUUUCUGGCCAUUCCAAUGUUUACUUGGACCUAUCAGAAGAGCACCAAGAGACCGAGCAAAGAGCAACUCUACAGACAACUGGCAAUCAGGCAAUCCCAAGGACCUAGAGGAGAACAUUCCCUUGAAAACCUAUAACCAGUCCGUUGGCCCUCAUACGGUGGAUGAAGAGUUGGCUGUAAAAGACCGCUAACAUAGUCUGGUGGACCUUAAUCUUUGUAUUUAAGGCUUAAAAAUGGCUUAAUGGUGGAUUGCCACAAGGAUGUUUAGAUGUGUAUCUACUUGAAAUGUACAAUAUUUAUGUAAUAUGCAGGAAAGAUUAAUAAGGAAAGUAUAACAUAUAGUUUGUAACUUUUUAUACUAAAAAUGGUUUCACCAAGCUUUAUUGAAAUAUUAAUUUAAUCUAUUUUGUGCUUUGGACAAGUGGGCUACUUUUAACAGAUACUGACUGUAACUACUUUUAUGUAGAUUUUAUGUCUACCUAUUCAUCCAUAAAUACUUAACCACAUUGGUUAUUGUCUUUUCUAUGGAUGAGUCUAAACCAGCACUGCCAAUUGCUCACCUGAAAUUAUGAAUAAAACAGCCUUUAUUAACAUUUU
Messenger RNA from Periophthalmus magnuspinnatus, 1437 nucleotides. RefSeq lists its product as uncharacterized. The transcript has 3 exons. Bases 84 to 1031 code for a protein of 315 amino acids. NCBI's taxonomy places the organism in Eukaryota, Metazoa, Chordata, Actinopteri, Gobiiformes, Gobiidae. The record is from RefSeq and is a predicted model, not a curated record.